This is a messenger RNA of Olea europaea var. sylvestris, 681 nucleotides long. RefSeq names its product probable polygalacturonase At3g15720. The record is from RefSeq and is a predicted model, not a curated record. The transcript has 9 exons. Bases 1 to 681 code for a protein of 226 amino acids. Gene Ontology annotation, molecular function: polygalacturonase activity. Gene Ontology annotation, biological process: carbohydrate metabolic process. NCBI's taxonomy places the organism in Eukaryota, Viridiplantae, Streptophyta, Magnoliopsida, Lamiales, Oleaceae.
AUGGCCACAUCUGUGUUGGGAGCUACAACUAGUUUCAAUGCGAUGAGUUAUGGGGCUGUUGGAAGUGGAAGAGCUUAUGACUCCCAAGCUUUUGUGAAGGCAUGGAAAGCCGUCUUCAUCUCGGCUAUAUAUUCUGGAAUGGUUGUUGCACCAAGGAAAACAGAAUGGGCAGGGAAUCAACUACAUGCAUGGCUCAUUUUUGCAAAUAUGAAUGGGCUAAUCGUAUCAGGGAAAGGGACCAUUAAUGGCCAAGUCUCUAAUCUCCGCGUAAUCGCACCUGGCACGAGCCCUAAUACUGAUGGCAUAGAAGUUUCUAGCUCGACAAAUGUUCAAAUCCAAAAUUCUUUCAUAGGAACUGGUGAUGACUGCAUAGCCAUUAGUGCUGGAUCUUCCAACAUUAAUAUUUCAGGAAUAACUUAUGCACCGGGACAUGGUAUCAGCAUUGGAGCCUUAGGACAUGGAGGUUACGACGUUGUAGAAAACGAACAUGUGAGGAAUUGUUCAUUGAGAAAUACAUUGACUGGAGUAAGGGUCAAGACUUGGCAGAGAGGAAAAGGAUAUGCAAGAAAAAUCGCUUUUGAAGGAAUAAAGUUUGUGGAUGUUCAUCACCCUGUUCAAAUAGAUCAAUAUUACUGCCCCUCUAGGGUUAAUUGCCAAAACUUUUUGCCUAGUAUUGCUUGA